Molecule: messenger RNA, 2628 nt
Organism: Galeopterus variegatus (Sunda flying lemur)
Lineage: Eukaryota; Metazoa; Chordata; Mammalia; Dermoptera; Cynocephalidae
Gene: EIF2B5
Product: eukaryotic translation initiation factor 2B, subunit 5 epsilon, 82kDa
Exons: 16
Coding region: 89-2257 (722 amino acids)
Cellular component (GO): eukaryotic translation initiation factor 2B complex
Molecular function (GO): translation initiation factor binding; guanyl-nucleotide exchange factor activity; translation initiation factor activity
Source: RefSeq, a predicted model, not a curated record
CUUCGCGUUUCAACUGCUGGGUUCUUUUUGUCCCCUGCUGCGUGCAGUGUCAGUUUCCUUGCGGAAGUAGUGGCCGUGAGAGAAGAAGAUGGCGGCCACCGUAGUGGCGCCGACUGGUGCGGUAACCAGUCGGGCCAACAAACGCAGCGGCGGCGGGCAGGGAGGCGACAGCGGCGGUGGGGGGGCCAGAGGGGCGGAGGAGGAACCGCCACCGCCCCUACAAGCAGUCCUGGUGGCCGAUAGCUUCAACCGCCGCUUCUUCCCCAUCUCCAAGGACCAGCCUCGGGUCCUCUUGCCCCUGGCCAAUGUGGCAUUAAUUGACUACACUCUGGAAUUCCUGACUGCCACAGGUGUACAGGAAACCUUUGUCUUUUGUUGCUGGAAGGCUGCUCAAGUCAAAGAACAUUUACUGAAAUCCAAGUGGUGCCGCCCUACAUCCCUCAAUGUGGUUCGAAUAAUUACAUCAGAGCUAUAUCGAUCACUGGGAGAUGUCCUCCGUGAUGUCGAUGCCAAGGCCUUGGUGCGCUCUGACUUUCUUUUGGUGUAUGGGGAUGUCAUCUCAAACAUCAAUAUUACCAGAGCCCUUGAGGAACACAGGUUGAGGCGGAAGCUAGAGAAAAAUGUAUCUGUGAUGACAAUGAUCUUCAAGGAGUCGUCCCCCAGCCACCCGACUCGCUGCCAUGAGGACAAUGUGGUAGUGGCUGUGGAUAGUGCCACAAACCGGGUUCUCCAUUUCCAGAAAACUCAGGGCCUCCGGCGUUUUUCAUUUCCUCUGAGCCUGUUCAAGGGCAGUGGAGAUGGAGUGGAGAUUCGAUAUGAUCUACUGGAUUGUCAUAUCAGCAUCUGCUCUCCUCAGGUGGCUCAACUCUUUACCGACAACUUUGACUACCAAACUCGAGAUGAUUUUGUGCGAGGCCUGUUAGUGAAUGAGGAGAUCCUAGGGAACCAGAUUCACAUGCACUUAACAACUAGGGAAUAUGGUGCCCGGGUCUCCAACCUACACAUGUACUCGGCUGUCUGUGCUGAUGUCAUCCGCCGGUGGGUCUACCCUCUCACCCCAGAGGCAAACUUCACUGACAAUACUACCCGGAGCUGCACUCAUUCCAGGCACAACAUCUACCGAGGGCCUGAGGUCAGCCUGGGCCAUGGCAGCAUCCUGGAGGAAAAUGUGCUACUGGGCUCUGGCACUGUCAUUGGCAGCAAUUGCUCCAUCACCAACAGUGUCAUUGGCCCUGGCUGCCACAUUGGUGAUAACGUGGUGCUGGACCAGGCCUACCUGUGGCAGGGUGUUCGAGUGGCUGCUGGAGCACAGAUCCAUCAGUCUCUGCUCUGUAACAAUGCUGAGGUCAAGGAACAAGUGAUACUGAAGCCACGCUGUGUCCUCACUUCCCAGGUGGUAGUGGGCCCAGACAUCACACUGCCUGAGGGCUCGGUGAUCUCUUUGCACCCUCCAGAUGCAGAGGAUGAUGAGGAUGAUGGCCAGUUCAGUGAUGACUCUGGGGCCAACCAAGAAAAGGGGAAGGUGAAGCUGAAAGGUUACAAUCCAGCAGAAGUUGGAGUUGCAGGCCAGGGCUACCUCUGGAAGGCUGCAGACUUGAACAUGGAGGAGGAGGAGGAACUACGGCAGAAUGUGUGGGGACUCACAAUCAAUGUGGAAGAAGAGAGUGAAAGUGAAAGUGAGCGAAGUAUGGAUUCAGAGGAACUGGACAGCCGGGCAGGCUCCCCUCAGAUGGAUGACAUCAAAGUGUUCCAGAAUGAAGUCCUGGGAACACUACAGCGGGGCAAAGAGGAGAACAUUUCUUGUGACAAUCUAGUGCUGGAGAUCAACUCUCUCAAGUAUGCCUACAACAUAAGCCUAAAGGAGGUGAUGGAGGUACUGAGCCACGUUGUCUUGGAGUUUCCCCUGCAACAAAUGGAUUCCCCACUUGACCCAAACCGCUACUGUGCCCUGCUGCUUCCUCUGCUCAAGGCCUGGAGCCCUGUUUUUAGGAACUACAUAAAGCGUGCAGCCGACCACUUGGAAGCCUUGGCAGCCAUUGAGGACUUCUUCCUGGAGCAUGAAGCUCUUGGUACUUCCCUGGCCAAGGUACUGAUGGCUUUCUACCAGCUGGAGAUCCUGGCUGAGGAAACAAUCCUGAGCUGGUUCAGCCAAAGGGAUACAACUGACAAGGGCCGGCUGUUGCGCAAGAAUCAACCACUGCAGAGGUUCAUCCAGUGGCUAAAAGAGGCAGAAGAGGAGUCAUCUGAAGAUGACUGAAGCACUGCCUGCUCCUGUGGGUGUGAUUGAUUGUCCUUCUAGCUCCUCGGCCCAGGCAAGUGAGGAGCUAGUUGCGGAAGGAUGAGUAACCACCAUGCAGGCUGAGACUUAGGAACAGAGGCUAGAACUACAGUAUUCUAUUCUUCCUACCGCCAGCAACCAUGUGCCUCCUAUCCUGACUGAAGAGUUGGGAUGAGGGAAGUUGGACUGGAACAAAGCUUCUGCCUAGGAAAGAGCUAGGCAGACCCUGCAGUUGGAGGAAGGCCAGAGGAACAGCUUUGUGCUCCGGCUUUCCCUCAGGGAACAGCAGAGAGCAGCUGGCCCUCUCUGCUGCUUGUAUUUGUUAAUAUUAAAAAAGAGAGAGAGGUGUA